CUAGCAGGCUUGACGUCAGAGCGGAGACCGUGCAGCGGAACAAGCCUGGUGUCGAGUUUUGGACUGAGAGCAGCCGGGAAACUCCAGCUCCUGAGUGGCUCCCGCAACCUGUUGCAGCCUUUGUGUCUGAAACGUUGUGCCGCGAGGUAAUGGACUAUUAGAGAAACUUUUAACAGGGACUCCACAGCAACUGAAAAGCGAGUCCUAAUUGACGCUGCCCUCACAACACAAGCAGCGACCAUGGGCAAACAGAACAGCAAGCUACGUCCCGACGUCAUGCAGGACCUGAUGGAGAACACAGACUUCACCGAGCAUGAGAUCAUGGAGUGGUACAAGGGCUUCUUGCGGGACUGCCCCAGCGGCGCGCUGUCCAUGGAGGAGUUCAAGAAGAUCUACGCCAACUUCUUCCCUUAUGGAGACGCCUCCAAGUUCGCCGAGCAUGUCUUUCGCACUUUCGACGCCAAUGGAGACGGGACCAUAGACUUCAGGGAGUUCAUCAUCGCCCUGAGUGUGACCUCUCGUGGUCGGCUGGACCAGAAGCUGAAGUGGGCAUUCAGUAUGUACGAUCUGGACGGUAAUGGAUACAUUAGCAAGGCAGAGAUGCUGGAGAUUGUAACGGCUAUUUACAAGAUGGUUUCCUCUGUGAUGAAGAUGCCUGAGGAUGAGUCCACACCUGAGAAACGAACAGACAAGAUCUUCAGGCAGAUGGACUUAAAUCGAGAUGGUAAACUGUCCCUUGAGGAGUUUGUUGAGGGAGCGAAGAACGAUCCCUCCAUCGUCCGGCUGCUUCAGUGCGAUCCCAGCAGUGCUGGGCAGUAGAAAACUGGACUUUUUCCAUCACAGUUUGAUUAAUUUAACACAUUUUUCAAAAUCUCUCCGAGCUGACCCACCUAAGAUUGUUGAGAUUUUAUCACUUGAGCUAUAGAGGCCCAUACACACACACAAACACACACACACACACACAUAGAAAACAUGAAACAAUAGUGCAUACUACAAUUACCAAAGCCUGCCGCAUAUCUAACCUUUCAGACGGCCACAUACACAGGCUGUAAAUGUGCCUCUGUUUGGUCAAAAGACGAAGACAACAUGGGUCUCAUAUACGGUACAAAUGUAACUCAAAGGACUGAAACCCUGUCAAAGACUUGUUUAACACUGAAUCAAAGUUGUGCUAUCUCGGUCUAAGAAGACAGCCAGCGAGGAUAAUCCAACAGAUUCGUGAGGUACAUUGAGCUGAAUCCAAGUUUGCGGUUUCUUUUUUAUUCUUUCAUUUCUUUUCUUUUUUAAACAUAAUUCCUUAUUUGAAGGGAAUCAUUGUUCUCUUUUAACUGACUCGGUGUGUUGAAGGAUGAUGAAGUAUUGCAGUCUAGCUCCAUGUUAACACUGGAUGAAAUGAAGUCUGGCAAGCGUUCACAGCUUAAACUAUGGCUUAUGAUGACAGGAGAAAUGGGACAUUUUGGAUAGUUUUUAACGAUAAAAGAUUUUAAAAGGGAUGAAAGCUGAUUAUUUUAAUUGUAUAUCUUAGAGAAAUGUUACUUUUCAACAAAAACUGAUGAUGAAGGGGAAUAUUUUGACUACAGAUAACAACCAUCUGUUCUUUUGAAAGUGACUUUUUAUGCCAAGUUCUGUGUACACACACACACAGACAGACACACACACACACACACACACACACACACUUCAUAUAACACACACACCUUUGAUUUUACUGAAGACUACAUUAACUUGACAUAUGCAUAUAAACAGCUGUGAUUCUCUUCCUUCAAUUAAGGUUUAACAAGCGAAUGAGCAAAAAAAAAGGUUAGAUCUUAUAUGGAUAUAUAGUAUGUUACUUAUAUAUUCUUCAACUCUGAUCACAUUGUGGAAAUUUGCUGAAAUGGAAGAACUUCUAUUUUUUGACGUAUAAAUUAUUGGAAUGUGAUGAUAAACAUUUUAUUUUACUUGACGAAUAUGAUGUGAAAGAAAGUUGUACAGUAUAUUUAUGCUACAGAUGUUAAAAAGGAGAGGACCACACAUAUUGCUAUGAAUUUUGCUUCAAUUAGCCACAUCUACAUUUAGUGCAUGUAGCUGCUUCUUCUCCCUUAAGUAUCUACAGAUCUCAGUUUGAUACCCAGGCGCCCCUCCACGGACCUUAUAUUUCCCAAGAAGCCAGUAAACAUUGGCUUUGUCCUUACAUUUCCCUGUACUGCGUGUAACUGGUGUGUAAACGCUCUCUAAAUGGUCUUUUGCAUCAUUAAAGUGCAACAGUAACGUCU
Messenger RNA from Etheostoma cragini (Arkansas darter), 2252 nucleotides. RefSeq names its product neurocalcin-delta B. The coding region runs from base 241 to 819 and encodes 192 amino acids. Gene Ontology annotation, cellular component: cytosol. Gene Ontology annotation, biological process: calcium-mediated signaling. Gene Ontology annotation, molecular function: tubulin binding; calcium ion binding; actin binding. The record is from RefSeq and is a predicted model, not a curated record. Lineage: Eukaryota; Metazoa; Chordata; Actinopteri; Perciformes; Percidae. The transcript has 4 exons.